Messenger RNA from Periophthalmus magnuspinnatus, 1098 nucleotides. Its product is annotated as odorant receptor 131-2-like. Gene Ontology annotation, cellular component: membrane. The coding region runs from base 1 to 1098 and encodes 365 amino acids. The record is from RefSeq and is a predicted model, not a curated record. NCBI's taxonomy places the organism in Eukaryota, Metazoa, Chordata, Actinopteri, Gobiiformes, Gobiidae. The transcript is spliced from 2 exons. Gene Ontology annotation, molecular function: G protein-coupled receptor activity. Gene Ontology annotation, biological process: G protein-coupled receptor signaling pathway.
AUGGAGUUUCCAAGCUUCUAUCAAAACCUCACAGAACAGGCCAGGACAACAAUUAUCAGCUUUAGGAUUGUGUUUGUCACGUUGACCAACCUUGCCGGCCUCAUAUUCCUGGUCAUAAACGGCAUCAUCAUCCACACCCUGUGCAGUCGGCCUGUGUUCAGGGAGACGUCGCGGUACAUGCUCCUGCUGAACCUGGUGGUGGGGGACUCCAUCGUGCUCUUCAUGGGGCAGUUGUUGUACAUGCAAAGUAUCGCUAACCUGAACCUGUCCUACCCUCUGUGUGGAUUUUACAUCAUGAUUUCUUACCUGAGUGUCAAGAUUGCUCCUCUUACGCUCACAGUCAUGUCCACUGAGCGUUACAUCGCUGUUUGUUUCCCGUUUCAUUACCCCACCAUAGUCACCAUGAGGAACACGGCCUUUGCCAUCCUCAGUGUUUGGGGGAUGGGCUGUGUGGACGUUUUGAUUCAGGUUCUGCUCCUUGUUGAAUUCCCCUUCCACCUGCUCCCCAGUCUUCAGAUGAAUUCGUACUGCUCCCCCGUGGCCUUGUUGCUCGGACCUCGAUCUAAGGUCUACCAGACGAUAUCCACCAUUGUGCUGUUUCUGUUCGCAGGUUUAGUAAUCAUGUUGUCGUUCAUUGGUGUGAUGGUGGUUGCGCUCUCUGCCUCCACAGAAAAGGAGUCUGCAAACAAAGCUCGGAACAUGCUGCUCAUGCACAUGUUUCAGUUGAGUCUGACCCUGAUGUCCACCAUGGGGCCUGUUUUAAGAGCUGAGGUCGCUAUGGUGGACCCAGUUUUGGCUGGGCGGCUUUCUGUGGUGGUUCACGUGUUUUUAUUGAUGAUGCCGCGGUGUCUGACGACUCUGACCUAUGGACUCAAGGACUCGAGCCUCAGACCAGUCCUGGUUUCUCGCCUCUGCUGCCACCUGCAGGUCUCUCCAAACACUGUCACUGCUCACAGACAUGAUCUGCAGAAAAAGAUGUGGCCUCCUCUAAACUCUGGAUGGACCAAGAAGCAGACAGAGGAGUUCAUCCGCCUGAGGGGGGAGAAUGCGCACCUGUUUACAGGUGCCAAAUUCUCCGCUCAGGCGGCUUGGAAGUAA